UUCCUAUUUUUCUCGCAAUUCCUACCAAUUGCAAUUUUCUCCAAAUUUUUUUUUGUAAUAUUUUAUAUGUUUUUAUUGAGACACUCGAUCCAUCAGGCAUCGGGGAUUAUAAGUAAUCUAUCGUAUUAUCGUUUACUUCAAAUGAUACUUCUUCGAACGAAGCUCCUUUAUUGUUUCUACAGUGCCCUUCUUUCCUAUGCAGCUUAAGAAUCCUUUUCUCAUUAACACUUAUGUGAAAUAUGUCAUCAUUCCGGAGGCGUAUGACGCGAAACUAUUCGACCAAUAUACAGAACCGUGCGCCGUAGCUGGUUGGGGAAAAAACUUUCCUGGAUCGGAUGUCGGAUCUGGUACCUACCUUCGUCACGUAAACAUUUCGUUAAUUCCUCCGGAACAAUGUCAAAUAAAUGAAAUAGAUAAAAAAGUGCAUAUCUGUGCGGGUGUGGAAGAGGGUGGUAAGGAUGCUUGCCAUGGUGACAGCGGUGGACCAUUACUCUGCAAAGAUAUACAAGUGGGUAUAGUAUCGUGGGGAAAAGGAUGCGCUCGUGCUGGAACACCUGGCGUGUACACGCGAUUGGACGCCUACCUUGAUUGGAUGAAUUAUUCCAUACUAAAUAAUUAUGCAGUUAGAAAUGGUUUAAACGUAUUAACUCUCGUUUUUGUAUUGAUCGGGUUACUAUUUUUUGUACUAUGAGUCAUUAAUAAACGAAUUAAGACAAAUUUUA
Messenger RNA from Megalopta genalis, 722 nucleotides. RefSeq names its product anionic trypsin. The record is from RefSeq and is a predicted model, not a curated record. Gene Ontology annotation, biological process: proteolysis. Lineage: Eukaryota; Metazoa; Arthropoda; Insecta; Hymenoptera; Halictidae. Gene Ontology annotation, molecular function: serine-type endopeptidase activity.